AUGUUCAAACGGUUUUUGUCGACUACUGUCCCGAAAAUGUCUACUCCUCGUCACUUGGUCAACAUCCACUCGCUUCUGAAUCAGGAAUUCGCCGCCCUCGUCGAUAAGGCCAGCGUGCUCAAAGCCCAGUUCAAACUGGGGUCCCACGCGGCCGAGGCCCACUCCAAGUUGCUCGGUAAGCUUGUGGCGAUGUUAUUCUCCAAACGGCUGACGCGGACGAGAAUUUCCACUGAAGGCGCCGCCGCUUACUUCGGCGCCACCCCGAUGUUUUUGGGUAAGGACGACAUCCAGUUGGGGGUCAACGAGCUGUACUACGACACCACCAAGGUGAUCUCGCUGAUGGUGCUGUGUAUCUUUGCCCGGGUCAACUCCCACGCUGAUAUCGAGGCGUUGUGCAAGGACUCGCUGGUGCCCAUCAUCAACUCGUUGUGUGACAAGUACCACCCGUUGCAAGCGAUCUGUGACUUGUUGACGAUCAAGGAGACUUUCGGUAAGACCGAGGGGCUCAAGUUGGCGUGGGUGGGUGACGCCAACAACGUGAUUAACGACAUGGCCAUCGCCGCGCUCAAACUGGGGAUGAACGUGCUGGUGGCGAUCCCGCUGGACAUCAAGUUCGACGCCGACAUUGUCGACAUUGCUAAUCAAUUGGCGCUGAGUCAGAACUUGACGUUUGAGAUCGUCAACGACCCGCAAGUAGCGAUCAAAGGCGCCGAUGUCGUGGUGACCGAUACCUGGAUCUCGAUGGGUGAAGAACUGCAAAAGCAACAGAAAUUGCAACAAUUUGCUGGCUACCAAAUCACUCAGGAGAUGGUGAAGAAGGCCGGUGCCAACCCCGGGUGGAAGUUCAUGCACUGCUUGCCCCGUCACACCGAGGAAGUGGCCGACGACGUCUUCUACUCGGAACAGCUGAUUGUGUUCCCUGAAGCGGAGAACCGGUUGUACGCCGCCAUGGCGGUGAUCGACGGGUUCGUCAUCAACAAGGGCGACCUUCUCAAGUAA
Messenger RNA from Diutina rugosa, 999 nucleotides. It is a transcript of the gene ARG3, whose product is annotated as ornithine carbamoyltransferase. Gene Ontology annotation, cellular component: mitochondrion. Gene Ontology annotation, biological process: L-citrulline biosynthetic process. The coding region runs from base 1 to 999 and encodes 332 amino acids. Gene Ontology annotation, molecular function: ornithine carbamoyltransferase activity; amino acid binding. The record is from RefSeq and is a predicted model, not a curated record. Lineage: Eukaryota; Fungi; Ascomycota; Pichiomycetes; Serinales; Debaryomycetaceae. The transcript has a single exon.